Molecule: messenger RNA, 2356 nt
Organism: Acanthopagrus latus (yellowfin seabream)
Lineage: Eukaryota; Metazoa; Chordata; Actinopteri; Spariformes; Sparidae
Gene: vgll2b
Product: vestigial-like family member 2b
Exons: 4
Coding region: 228-1187 (319 amino acids)
Biological process (GO): regulation of transcription by RNA polymerase II
Cellular component (GO): nucleus
Source: RefSeq, a predicted model, not a curated record
CACAUUUUGCUGCCGCAGCUGUCGUGGCGCACGCAGGGAGCAGGAGAGGUGCGCUCCUUUCUAUUGGCGGUGACUAUGUCGAGACUGGCGAGGGCUUUUUCCACACUGAUCAGCGGUCAGACGAGCGCGUUUCUCCUCGGCUAACAGAUAAGCCCGGAAUGUUGUCUCCCCUCUUUCUCGCAGCAAGGUCGGUUUCCACAGAACAGUGAGGACGCCGCUCAUUUACCAUGAGCUGUUUGGAUGUUAUGUACCCAGCCUAUGGACAUUACGCACCGUACGCACCGACUGCGACUGCUUUUAUCAGUAGCUUACAGGCUCCCACAGGUCUGAGCAGAACUUCUUCUCACUGCCGGGAUUUUAUGGACACUCCCAGGGGUCCCGAGGGGAUGUCUGGGGGCCCGGGCCCCGGAGGAUCAACUUCCUCCUCGUCUUCAUCCAGUUCUUCCUCAUCCUCCUUCACGCCUGCGGCUUUGAGGCCAGACGAGGGCCCCAAGGAGAAGCAGGAGGCCCCUGAGGCAGAGUAUCUGACUUCUCGCUGUGUCCUCUUCACCUACUACCAGGGGGACAUCAGCAGUGUGGUGGACGAGCACUUCUCCAGGGCCCUCAGCACCUACAUGGAUGGAGAGGGCAAACGGCGGGCAUCAGACCCACAGGGCACAGAUACCCCUUCACCGAGCAGUCGACGAAGCUUCCCCCCUUCCUUCUGGGACAGUAACUACUCCUCGCCUCAGAGUCGCUCCCACUGUGAGACGGGCGCUCCUUCCUAUUCCAUGGACCCAUACGCUUCAGGGUUGCACCCGGGCCUGCCGCACCCACACGCUCACGCUCACCCUCACCCUCACCCUCACCCUCACCCUCACCCACACCCACACGCUCAUCCUCACUCCCACCCUCACCCACCAGAAAGCUGGGCAUAUCCCCAGGCCCAGGCCUACGGACCCCCGAGGCCUCUCCACGAACUGUACUCAACGUCUGCUUUGGAGCCCCACUAUGGGCCCCUGCUCAUGCCCACGGUGAGGCCACCUCAUCUCCCUACCUUGCCAAGCCACUACGAGGUGAGCAAGCUGGAGCCCACUGCAUCCUGGCCGAGCCUGCUUCAACCUGCAGAUGUCAGCCAGUCGCUGGCACUCAACAUGGAUGCAGGCCUCCAGCAGCACAAGAAAGGCAAGGAGCUGUACUGGUUCUAACGAGCCCUUCAGUCACAUUGACCAGCUAUUACCAGAUCCAAUUAGUCCCUGGACCUGCUCCGCUAUUGAGGCAGCGUGUCCCUUUAUCCCCCCCCACCCCCCCACUUCCUCUCUCUCUGUCUCACACACACGCACACACACACACACACACACACACACACACAUACACAUACACAAACACAUGCACACACUCCAGCCCCAUCCAUCCACCCUCUCCUCUCUCUGCUCCUGGCCUCCCCUGCCAGUAUACAGCCUUGCUCCAGGUCGACGUGUGUGCACCAUGGAGAUAAAGCAGAGCAAGGGACAGAAAGGGAAGAGCGAGAGAGUGUCACUGGCUAUAAUCUGUGCUGUUACUCGCAUCUCUCUCUCUCUCUCUGUCUCUCUCUGUCUGUCCCUUCUCUCUCCUGACGCUGCCGGUGCAGCACAGACCUUGGCGAGGUGCGAGCCACAGUGACCUGUUUGGACUGAGACAGACAGGAUCACAACAGACUUUUGCAGAGGACAGAGAGAUAGAGGGAUGAAUGUGGGGACUAGGGGAUGGAUAGUGGCGAGCAGGGAUUCCCUCCAACGUCCCUGGUUAUCUCUGUCUCAUGCUCUUUGUUGGUACAGUGGUCGUCAUCAUCCACUUAUCUGCAUCGCACAAAUGCAACACGCGGCGAUAAACAGGAGCACCAAUUAUGGUGGGCUGUGCUUUGUGACUGUCGUCAUGAUGCCUUUUUUUUUUUGGUUGUUAUGAUUUCAUUUUGUCCUCUGAAAUAAAGUGUUUCUAUUUAUUGGUGUUUAUGUGCAUUUCUAAAAAUGUUUGGUUAGGCCAGUGUUCCGAAAAAUGAUCGUGAUUCAGUUUAUUUUGUUUUCUAAAGAGAGUGUGUAAACGGAGGGGUUUCUCAUGUAUGUAUGAUGGAGUCUUUUGUGGACAAUAAAGGUCAAAAACAUGUGAAAAGUGUGAUCAGGUCAACAAGUUUUGUCGUUGUUGUUGUUGCUCUGAACAGACGCAGAGAUUGUGUUUCACUGUGAUGAUGUUACACUGAAGUCCUCCGUGUCGCUCUUGGAUGUUUUGAAUUUGGACUUCAAAUAUUUAAUACUUUUGAAUUUUUACGUGUGUGUGUCAGUUCUCAAAUUUGUGUCUGAGAAGAUUGUGAUGUCAAUAAAUAUUUUUAUGGUAAACUGCC